This is a messenger RNA of Phacochoerus africanus (Common warthog), 3305 nucleotides long. RefSeq names its product cilia and flagella associated protein 91 (gene CFAP91). NCBI's taxonomy places the organism in Eukaryota, Metazoa, Chordata, Mammalia, Artiodactyla, Suidae. The transcript is spliced from 18 exons. The record is from RefSeq and is a predicted model, not a curated record. Bases 107 to 2401 code for a protein of 764 amino acids.
UCCGCCCUUCGUUUCCGCUCUUCCAGGGGGUUACCAUAGCUACUGUCCACACAACAGCUAGGUCUCUCAAGUUGGUCCUGGCUGACUGCAGGGCAGAGCCGGCACCAUGAGUCAUGUUGUGACCAUCACCGAGCCCCAGGCCAAACCUCAGAUGUCUCAAACCCAGUGCAGAGGGAAGUCGGGGACCUGGGGCAACGUCUCCGCUAGUCGAACGUAUGAUUUCCUGUAUGAUCCGUUGUUUAUUGUGUCAAGCAAAAAGGACCACAACCGGGCAAAUAAUCAGGCCACUCUGAUUCGAAGCAAACUGAGAAGGGUUCCCAGGUUUAGAACCAUGUUCAGUAGCCUGUUCCAUUAUCCCAACUAUUCUGUAUAUUGGAGCAAGGCUGACCCUGUUCCAUCAUUCAUCAGUCGGGAAUGGAAGGGACUCGAGGAGAGACACAGAGAAACCUUCCGGCACCUUGCUGAAACUGAUACUUCUUUUCUGAUGCCCAAAGAAGUUUAUGAAGAUCCUGAUGUUACUGGAAAGAAUCGCUAUAAAUAUUUUGAAAGGCCUUUUCUUCCAUUUCAUCAACAGGUGCCAUUCACUGUUGUUUAUGCAUCAACCAGGGCAGAGCCAUACACAUUUCCUUCUCCUUCUACUAAGUACUCUCCCAUCCCUUCCAAGUAUACUGUCGGCACUCAGACCGAUUAUCGGGACGGUGAAGCGCAAACAGAUCCGUAUUCUCCAGAAUAUGUAAUAUGUCAGGAUUCCAUCCCUGAGCUCUUGACCCUGGCUACUCUCACUUGGGGUCGAGGUCUCCCGGCAGGACAAGCUGAGGUAGAGAUGAUAGAACGUGCCCGGGAGAAGCGUGCUUGGGAAGCCACUCUCCCUCCUCUGAGUGAUACCUCCCAGUUUGAGAAGAGAAGGAGGAUGAUGAAUGCCAUGGAGAGGAAGGAGUGGGCCUUCAGAGAGCAGGAGAUUGAAAAACUGCAGGAGAUUCGCCUGGAAGUUCUAAAAGAGCUGCUGAAGAAGCGUGAUGAAAAUCAAAAUGAAGUGAACACAGCACGCUUGAAUGCCCAGUGGUCUAAACUGCAGAAAGUAAAGGAGGCAAAGUUGGCACAGAUUCAGCAUACACAUGUAUCAGCAAUCAGAAAACUUAUGGGAAAGGGAAAGAAUAUAGAAGGGAAGUUGGAGAGAAGAAAUAUCAUCAAGGAUUAUUCUGAUUAUGCAUCACAGGUCUAUGGACCUCUAUCUCGCCUUGGUCGUUUCCCAGAUAACAACUCAGAGGACUUUGUAGUAAAAAACCACUAUCUCAAUACCUACGAAGGAUUAGUUGAACUUGAGUCAUGUCUCCCAGAUUUUGUGACACAACCCCGAAUCAGAGCUCCAAAACCAAAAGUCACUACCACCAAAGCUGGUUUUCUAAAGAGGGCUGCAAGGAGGGACCAUGAAUUGGCAGAGGUUCAUAAGGCACUGUUGGAUAAGAAGAAUAAAGUUCUCAAAACAAAGAAACCCAUGCGCUUUCUUCAAAGAAAGCCAGUACCUCAGCCUCGGCUUCCAACUCCCACCUUGGAGAUGAGUUCCAAUGAAGAAGAAGAUAUAGAAAUGGCUGUGAUCUACCUUCAAAAGUUACUCCGGGGCAGAGUCAUUCAGAACAUGAUGUUUGAAGGGAAAGAGAAGCGACUGGAGUUGAUCCAGGAGCUGCGCACCAGCCAGGCACUGCAAGAAGAUGACAGGCUGGUGAAGAAAGCUGAGAAGCAGGUGACCCUGGCUUUGCAGCGGCAGAGGAACUUGCAUGAGCACAAGGUGUCGCUGUUUGAAAACCAUCUGGCUGGACUGGAAGGAAGGGUGCUGGCAGACAUGUUUGACUUCCUGUCCAAAGAGCUGGUGAGACUGCAGGAGGAGAGGAGGGUCCACGCCCUGGCCAUGCUGGCUGAGCGGCAGCGCAGGAUGCGUGAAGCGGAAGAGAGCGGCCGGCGCCAGGUGGAACAGCGGCGCCUGCAGGAGGAGGACCAGAUAUUUAAGGAGGUGAUUAAAGUUCACCAAAGUACUGUAACUUCGUAUCUGGAGGACAUAAUCCUGAACACUGAAGAGAAUACUGCAGAAGAACAAGCCAGGGCAGAAAUAGAGAAGAUGGCCGAGGAAAUCAAUGACAUUGCUUAUGAAAUGGAAAGCCGUCGAACUCAGCUUCAGUCAGAGGAGAUUGUUGCUGAGUUGGUUUAUAGUUUCCUGAUCCCAGAGGUGCAAAAGGACUUUGUCAAAGAAAAGGUGAGGAACGCACAGCGGAAGCACAUCCUUGCAGCCCAUGAGAUCAUCCACAGGCACACAGAAGCCAUGCUUGAGAAGAAUUUUGUUGCACAGCAUCAGGAAUCAGACUCUAAGUUAUUUGAAGGCGAAAGUGAAAAUGAGCAGAACAGCUGAGCCCCCAGGUUACAAAACUCAAGUGCAAGGAAGAGAUUCACAUUGGCUGGGUACAUGAGCUGCCCUGGUUUACAUGCCCCAGGACCAGUACCGCUUAUGGAAUUAUGUUUCCAGGGAUCCCUCGCCUUCACAAUGGAUUUUCCCAGCACACUCAAGAAACCUGAAAGCUACAAUUUCCUAUUAAGUUUUAAUAGUUUUUAAUUCCUCCCAGUCAGAUGCUAGUUACCACUCAGGGGUUGUUUUUACCUUACCUAGUGUGACAUAGUAACAUAGUUGACACUUGUCACCUUAUCAGAUUAUUAGAGGAAAAGAGCCAGAGAGUCAACUGAAAGUGAAAUUCUUAUGAUAAGGGGAAAGGGAAUGAACCCUUUGCCUGUAUUGUCUCUUUAACCCUCUCACAAGAGAGGCACAUCGCCUGCUAUUUUGGCCUUGAGGAUAUGCUGUCAGUCUAGGGAAAGCACUAAGUCUUGGGGGAAAUUUGAAACUGACAUUCAGAAGGCUGUUGGCAGCUCUUAGCAGCUCUGCCAUUAACUGUGUGGUGUACAAAUAGUUACCCUUUCUUGAGGUUUGCCCAUGCACUUAUGACCAAGAGACCUCCUGCAGGGGAAUCUACUGGGACCUUAAGUCUCAAUCAAAGAGGCUCAUGAAAGGAAGAUUGAGAUGGGAAACAGUUAAGAAAAAGAGCAGAGAUAAAACAGGCAAAAUUCCAAACUGUGGCUAUAAAUUAUAGCAGAAGAUCUUUUGGUUUUAAUUAAUAAUGAAAUACCCUCUGAAAUCACUGAACUUAUAAGCCAUGUAAUGUUAUAUCCCAUCGAUAUAAUUUAAACCCAUGGAUCAAAGCAUUUUGCCUAUCUUAUGACUGUGAUAAAAAUCAGCCUUAAUGUUGGGGUAGAUAUUUUUCUUA